Molecule: messenger RNA, 900 nt
Organism: Pseudogymnoascus verrucosus
Lineage: Eukaryota; Fungi; Ascomycota; Leotiomycetes; Thelebolales; Thelebolaceae
Exons: 3
Coding region: 1-576 (191 amino acids)
Source: RefSeq, a predicted model, not a curated record
AUGAACGAAGUUAAUGAUGGCGCCAGCUCUCAAUCCAGCUCUCAAUCUCCUCUGUCACUUGCGGAGACUGGAGAGCAUACAUACACUGAAGUCUGCUACGGCGCGGAAGGCUCUAUCCAGAGCAUCAACGGCCGCGACUAUCGCACUUAUUGCUACAACUCUAAGUGGAAUGGCUUCGUUGGAAUGGGUUAUUUGCCAACCCUUGAAGAAUGCGAGUCAAAGUAUAACGGCUACACAACCAGUGCUACAUAUGGCUUCCACUGGUAUCCAGGCAGCGGUGCCUGCUACCUUUUCGUCGACAAGUCCGCCCAGCUCUAUGUCUAUCACUACGGAACAAACGAGAAAAUCUUUGCUAUUCCCACCUCGCUACCUGCAGAGACUCCACUAUGCCCUUUAGCGACCAAAGAAGGCGAAGUGUGGAAGAUUAACGGCAAACUAUACCGUCUCUACUGCAGAGGCCAGGCAAAGGUUGACGCAGCAAACAUUAAGCAACUUGGCAAGGCGAGUUCUAAUAUAACUGAGUGCGAGGAGUUCUCGCGUAAGGAAAAUGGCGAACUCUUCCACUGGUACCAGUAAGUUGCUGCGCCUUGUGAUGUUUCACCAGCUGACCAUACCUUUCACACUCAACUACAAAUAAUUUACUGACUACAACUAUCAACAGGAGCUACCAAGCUGAAGCAGCAGGUGACUCCACAGGUAAGAGAAACUGCGAGGUUGUCACUUCUUGGCCGGGUCCUAAAAGACUUGUGCCACUUCGCACAAAGAAUAGCUACAUGGCAGCAGUUCCAUAUUCCGGGAAGGAAGAAGAUGUCGAGAUAGCUGGUGAGAUAGACGACUGAGUUGAGGGUACAAUAGACUCUCUACUUGGUCUCCUAAUUCGUCUGAUACAUAACAAAUUCA